This is a messenger RNA of Puccinia triticina, 1122 nucleotides long. RefSeq lists its product as uncharacterized. NCBI's taxonomy places the organism in Eukaryota, Fungi, Basidiomycota, Pucciniomycetes, Pucciniales, Pucciniaceae. The transcript has 7 exons. The record is from RefSeq and is a predicted model, not a curated record. Bases 1 to 1122 code for a protein of 373 amino acids.
AUGGGCUUCAGUAGCCACGCCAUUUUCGUCAAUCUUUUCCUCUUCGCGGGACUGGUUUCUGCCAACUGGGAUCCUGCAACUGGCUUUCUACAUGACUAUCGUCCAACCGCGGCUUGGCAGGCAAAAAACCCACCUGCGCACCAAUCGCCCAACAUCCAAGUCUCUGAAUGUGCAACUAAUACUCGCCUUAAGUACCCAAAAGUCCAACUAUUUGCUUGGUUUCAAGUCAAUCACGCGUCAGACGGGAAUCACGGCUGUCCGUAUGGUACUUGCUACGCCUACGCCGUGAGCCCUGCGCCGGCUGACCUGGAACCCAGCUUUACGGAUGGGCAUGUUUUUUUCUGGCAUGGAACAGGCGGACGUCCUGGAACCAAUCCACAGAGUGGAGCAUUCGGCUACGAAGUGAGUUUGAGUGGCAAAUACGUCGACGGACCCCCAGAUACCCAAUCUAUGCAGGUUGGACAUGAUACCAAUUAUCCUAACUUCGACAAGAGUAAGCUAAAACCGUGGUCACAAUCGCAAGUUGAUUCUUUCAAAGAUUCAGACCAAUCCCCCAAGCAACCCAAAUGCGGUCGUCCAUGCGAACCAAAUAAAGACCCAGGCUCAAAGCCCGGUGCAUACGGUGGGUAUAAGCCUGCCCCGGCAAGCGCCUACAAGCCACCCAAAGGAUGGAAACCCGGUAAAGGAGACACAUGUUUCGGCAAAGGAGGUCAACCCAUACCAAAGGCGGACAGGACAAAACCCGGAGAAGGAUCUCCUAACGGCAACAAGAAAGAAGGCGGCAAACCAGCGACUGACCAAAAUAGCAAGAAAGAAGGCGGCAAACCAGCAACUGACAACCCAGCGACUGUCCCAAAGGGCAAGAAGACAGGUGACGGCUCAUCGACUGACCCCAGGAGCAAGAAAGACGGUAGCUCAACGACCAAGCCAAAGGACCCAAACCAAGAUUGUGCCAAGUUCUGCGGUUGCAUUUCGGAGUGUAAAGAGGACAAAUCCUGCAUCUCCCAAUGCGACAACGACAAGAAGUGUUCUCCCAAAAGAUGCAAGGAAUCGUCUCCAUCGACAUCUUCUGAUUCCAAACAACAUAAAAAACCUGUCCGCAGAAAAUGUACCUCAGAUUGA